AUGCUGGACAAGAGCGCCACGAAGGACAGCUCCCGCAGCGACAUGUCGGCGCCCAGUAUGCUCAGCUCCAUCUCGGGCUUCUCGAGUGGAUCGUCGUCGCUGUGGUAUGGCAGCAGCACUGCUGACGUCCCAAGCUCCCGCUCGGCGCCUCUGUACUCCGUGACACGCGGCACCAACUUCACGUCCACAAUAGACGGCCACAGCUGUGGUGACAACGGCAUGGAAAGUCACUUUGCGUCGUCGGUACCAGUUGCAGAAGAGAAGGCGUCCGAGCCGCGGGACUCGACGUUUCGCCCUUUCCACACGCCUGCGAAGGACCCGAACAUGCCGUUUUCCGACAUGGUACUCACAGCGUCGCCACUCGCGAGGCACGCGUCGACGCGCAAGAUGAUGCUCAUUGUCCUGUCCAUUAUCGGGGGCACCCUCGUCGGUGGACUGCUCAAGCACGUGGCGAUUCACAAGACCACGGCCGAGUGGAUCAUGACGCCUGGGCACCUUUUCACGCGGGCCGUGCAGUGCAUUGUCGUGCCCAUGGUGUUUGUCAACCUCGUUGUUGCAACUGCUGACAUUGUGCACAAGCGACUGGGCAAGUACCUGGCCGGUCGACUGGCUUUUGCGCUGCUGAUUUCCAUGAUCAUAGCGAUCGGGCUCGGGCUUGCAACUGCUGUUGCCAUGCACUCGGUCUUUUGUUCGUACCGGAAGGACGAGUCGAAUGUCAGCACGGACGCUAUCUUUGGUAUCCAGUGUGGUAAUGGCAGGUACCUCGAAGCAGGCGAGGACGGCGUCGUGACGUGCUCGGCGACGAAACUCUCGGCCGCGUCGCGGUUUGCUCUGGACGAUGUCAAUGGCGCGUUAGUGCGGAACGAAGCACUAACGGGAACGAACACGACGCUGUCAAACAAUGUGCUGAACAUCAUCAGUCAGGCUGUGCCGGCGAACAUUGUGGCCGCGUUUGUUUCCAGCAUGUUGCUGAGCAUCGCUGCCUUUUCACUGCCACUUGGUGCAAUGCUGGCCUGCAGUUUCGACGGACCUGCGAGUCUGAAUCCGCUGCUGGAGUUUUUCCGUGAAGUGAACGAGACGCUCGUGCAUAUGGCGCACUAUAUCCUCCGCUUCACACCCCUUGCCGUCUUGAGUUUGCUUGCUGGCUCGCUAGCUACUACACUGGAAGACUCGGUCGCAGACCAGCCUCUGAAGUUGGUGCUGAUCGUGGUGACUACUCUGGUUGUGACUGUGCUCGUCCAUAUGCUCGUGAUAGUGCCUGCAUUUUUCCUGCUGGUUACGCGCCGGAACCCGUUCUCCUUCAUGCUCCAGAUGCUGCCUGUGUAUGUGUACAGCGUGGGCUGUUCGUCGUCGAUGGCGACAAUGCCGCUGAGUCUCCAGUGUUUCGAAGCGUCUCGUGACACCGCAAGCCCGAUCAUGCACUUUGUCUUGUCCGUGGGCACAUCGCUCCACAUGCCUGGGACAUGCAUCUACCUGGCUGUGGUGGUGCACUUUAUGGCGGAUGUCGCGGGUAUUGCUCACGCGCAGUCCGUUUCGACGAUGUUGGUGACAUUUCUCGGCGUCUUGUUGUGCACUAUCACGGCCCCGCCGGUUCCGUCUGGAGCCUUGACUGUACUCACCGCCGCGUGGAAUAUUGUUUUCCCAGAGUACGCGAUUCCGGAUAGUCUGUAUGCACUCGUCUUGGCUUCAGACGUCUUCCUGGAUCGCUUUGUGACGCUCUGCAAUGUAAACGCACAGGCCAUGUUGUGCCACAUCUUAGCUGACCAGUUUGAUGCCGAAGACUUGGAAACCGUACCACACGCACAUACUCAGCAACAGGCUGCGCGAUGA
Hyaloperonospora brassicae is the source of this 1830-nucleotide messenger RNA. Lineage: Eukaryota; Oomycota; Peronosporomycetes; Peronosporales; Peronosporaceae. The record is from the annotation of a GenBank genome assembly.